UGUGCGGAGCGGACUACAACACGGCUGUGGACUGGUGGUCAUUCGGGAUCACCAUUUGCAGGAUGGCUUCCAAUAUGUUCCCAUUUUAUGGUGCAAAUGAUUAUGAUUUGAUCAUCUAUGAGGAGCCCAACAUACCUGAAUGGCUGCCUGAAGAUCUGAAAGACCUUUUGAAAAAGCUCCUGAAUAAACAACCUUAUGAUCGCCUGGGUGUGCAUGGAAAUAUCAGAUACCAUCGAUUUUAUUCAUCUAUUAAUUGGCUGGAACUUGAACAACAACGGAUACCACCACCUUUCCAGCCAUCUGAGGAACAUUUAAGGAAAAUUAAUGGAAAGGCUGUGUCAACUUUGGAUGUCUUGAUCCCCGGCCCCACCUCAAAGGAGCAAAUAACAAUUGAAGGUUUUUCCUUCCUUAACGCCAUUUGGCAAAAGGACUAAACCACCUGUCCCAGUUCUAGUUCCAGCAUUUCGUUUGCCACUUAAGAUUUUAAAAAUUUAAAGGAGAAAAAAAGAAGAGGUGAAAGAAGAGAGGUGAGUAGAGGAGAUAGGGAAAGAGUCCACACAGUCCAAAGAAAGAAGUGGAGAAGAGAAGAAGAGGACAAGAAAGAAAAGAGAAGAUGAAAGAAGAGCAAAGAGGAGAAUGAGAAAAGAGAAGAAAAAGGAGGAAGAGGAGGAAAGGUGAGAAAGAGGAUAGAGAAGUUAGGGAGUAAACAUGGUCCAGGAGAAGAAAGAAUAAAGAUGAGGAAAGAAGAUAGGAAAAAGAGGGCAGAAAAGAAGAGAAGCAGAGAAAAAAAGGAGAGAAUAGAAUAGACUAGAAAGAAGACAGCAGAGAAUAGAAAAGAAGAG
Xenopus laevis (African clawed frog) is the source of this 842-nucleotide messenger RNA. Its product is annotated as protein kinase C delta type-like. Lineage: Eukaryota; Metazoa; Chordata; Amphibia; Anura; Pipidae. Bases 63 to 434 code for a protein of 123 amino acids. The transcript has 3 exons. The record is from RefSeq and is a predicted model, not a curated record.